AUGGUUAUGAGGACGCUACUUCUCACUGCACUCGCUGCCAGCCUUUCAUUGGCAUCUCCUUUUGAGCGAGCUGCGACGGCAGUCAACACAACUACGUGCAAUGGGCAAACCUACGUAUACCAGGCUCUGGCCGGCUACGGGUUCACUCCAUCGGACUCUCGCGACAAAUUUGGCGAUACUGCUGGCGGCAUCGGCAGUAGUGCUGCUAUCGAUCAGAAGUCGUGGGAAGUCGACAGCAACGGUGUCUACACAGGUAUACUCUGGAGUCUUCCAGAUCGCGGUUGGAAUACUGAAGGCACUUUGAAUUAUCAACCUCGAGUUCAUAAGUUCCAAAUCACCUUCAAGCCUGACACGGUGUCGAACUCGAGCUCGCCCAACCUCCAUUUGGAAUAUCUCGACACAAUCCGCUUCACAGACCCUGUGGGAACACCCCUGACUGGCCUGGAUCCUGACCAACAGCCGCCUUACCUUUCAUUUCCUGGCUUCUCCGAGCUUCCAUCCGCCACUUACAUCGGGGAUGGCUUUGGCGGCAAUGGGACGGGCGGGCAAAGGGUCGUCGGCGACACUGAAGGUCUUGUUCUCGCCGACGACGGCUUCUGGAUCUCAGACGAGUACGGGCCAUACAUUUUCCACUUCGACCACAGCGGGCGAAUGACGGUCGCUAUUCGCCCACCACCCGCAAUCAUUCCCCAGCGCAACGGCACCGAUUCCUUCAACGCAGCCAGUCCACCAAGAUAUGACCCCAACAUUACCACUACCCCAACGAAUCCUACUAGCGGGCGGUCCAAUAAUCAGGGGCUUGAGGGCCUCACUUCCUCGCCAGACAGGAAGACCCUCUACGCACUCAUGCAGUCCGCAUUAGUCCAGGAGGGCGGUCGCAACGCCUCGACCCGCCGUCUCGCCCGCCUGCUCGAAUACGACAUCAGCGACGCGGCCCAUCCCGUCUACAAGGCCGAGUAUGUCGUUCCGUUGCCGGUCUUCGCGAACAGCACCCUCGUGGCUGCGCAGUCGGAGAUCCACUUCAUCAGCCCGACCCAGUUCCUGGUGCUUGCGCGUGAUUCGGGUCGCGGCCACGGCCAAUCCAACUCCCAGUCCCGAUACCGCCAUAUCGAUGUGUUUGACAUCUCCAAUGCCACAAACAUCGCCAGUAGCGGAAGCAGUAAAGGGUACGACGCGACCACCGCGGCCGUCGCCUCCGUGGACGGCGUCCUUGCAUCCACCGUGGUCCCAGCCACCUACUGCCCGUGGCUCGACUUCAACGUCAACGCCCAGCUCAACCGAUUUGGUGUCCACAAUGGUGGCGAGCAGGAUGCCGGCCUUCUCAACGAGAAAUGGGAGUCCAUUGCCAUUGCGCCUGUCAACCCGCCCUCGAACGCUGGGUGGAAGGACUGGCAGGCUGGGUCUCAGGGCGAAUACUUCAUUUUCAGCCUAAGUGACAACGACUUCAUCACCCAGAAUGGGUUCAUGAAUGGAGGGCAACUCCCGUAUGCGGACGAGAGCGGGUAUAGUCUGGAUAAUCAGGUUUUGGUCUUCAAGGUCUCCCUUCCUGUCGCGUAA
Messenger RNA from Cladophialophora yegresii CBS 114405, 1557 nucleotides. RefSeq lists its product as uncharacterized. NCBI's taxonomy places the organism in Eukaryota, Fungi, Ascomycota, Eurotiomycetes, Chaetothyriales, Herpotrichiellaceae. The record is from RefSeq and is a predicted model, not a curated record. The coding region runs from base 1 to 1557 and encodes 518 amino acids. The transcript is spliced from 2 exons.